CCAUAUAAACCAUCACCAGAAGAAUUUGAAAGACCAACGUCACCACUAGCCACCUACAUCCCUGCAACCAGAACAGAAGAGAAACAAUAUUCGAAAAAGGGAUAUAUUCAUAAGGCUAUUCUUGUUACGGGAGUUAUUAAUUCAAAGACUUUUGUCUCUCAGCCAGUUGUCAAGAAUUAUAUAGUAGAAUAUCGAUAG
Acaulospora morrowiae is the source of this 198-nucleotide messenger RNA. NCBI's taxonomy places the organism in Eukaryota, Fungi, Glomeromycota, Glomeromycetes, Diversisporales, Acaulosporaceae. The record is from the annotation of a GenBank genome assembly.